AUGAGCAUUUUCAAGUUCACAUUCAUUUUCCCUUCUCUUAUCUUUGCUCAACUUCUCCUCUUCACUCACUCCGAGGCAGCAAUUUUCGACAUUCAAAAUAAUUGUCCUUACACUGUUUGGGCUGCGUCUGUGCCAGUGGGUGGUGGUCGACAGCUCAACGCUGGCCAAACUUGGACUAUAGAUGUGCCUGCUGGCACGUCACAAGCCCAUAAAUGGGCCCAAACAGGUUGCAAUUUCGAUGGAUCGGGUCGGGAUAGGUGUCAAACUGGAGAUUAUAACGGUCUCCUCCAGUGCCAAUCUUAUGGGCAACCCCCAAACUCUUUGGCCGAGUAUGCCCUAAACCAAUACAAUAAUCUUGUUUUCUUCGACAUUUCUCUAGUCGAUGGAUUUAACAUGCCGAUGGAAUUUAGCCCUACCUCCAAUGGGUGCACCCGUGGCAUUAGGUGCAGGACCGAUAUUAAUGGACAAUGCCCAAAUGAGCUAAGAACUCCUAGUGGAUGUAACAAUCCUUGUGUCGUUUUCAAGACUGAUCAAUAUUGUUGUAAUUCUGGAAGUUGUAGCCGGACAGAUUUUUCGAGGUAG
Messenger RNA from Lycium ferocissimum, 582 nucleotides. RefSeq names its product thaumatin-like protein. Gene Ontology annotation, biological process: defense response. Bases 1 to 582 code for a protein of 193 amino acids. The transcript has 2 exons. The record is from RefSeq and is a predicted model, not a curated record. Gene Ontology annotation, cellular component: extracellular region. NCBI's taxonomy places the organism in Eukaryota, Viridiplantae, Streptophyta, Magnoliopsida, Solanales, Solanaceae.